This is a messenger RNA of Colletotrichum costaricense, 1515 nucleotides long. Its product is annotated as vacuolar calcium ion transporter. Gene Ontology annotation, cellular component: membrane. Bases 1 to 1515 code for a protein of 504 amino acids. NCBI's taxonomy places the organism in Eukaryota, Fungi, Ascomycota, Sordariomycetes, Glomerellales, Glomerellaceae. Gene Ontology annotation, molecular function: calcium:proton antiporter activity. The record is from RefSeq and is a predicted model, not a curated record. The transcript has 4 exons. Gene Ontology annotation, biological process: calcium ion transmembrane transport; intracellular calcium ion homeostasis.
AUGUUUUCAUUGUGGCUCAAUUGCCUUCUCAUCUUCGUACCCAUCGGCGUCUGGGCGUUUUGGUCUGAUAAAGCUCCCCUGGUCAUAUUCAUCACCAAUGCCCUAGCGGUGGUUCCACUGUCCUCUCUGCUCACUGGAGCUACCGAGAUGAUUGCAUCCGACGCGGGCGAUACGGUCGGAGCUUUGCUAAACAUAACAAUGGGAAACCUCGUGGAGCUGAUUUUAUUCAGCAUCGCCCUCAAACAUAAUCAGAUCCAAGUCGUUCAAGCGUCAAUCCUUGGUUCAAUGCUUGUCAACUUACUGCCAAUUCUUGGCACCGCUCUAUGUGUCUGCGGAGUAUCGCAACAGGAGCCGGCCUUGGAUACUUCAGAGACUCAGCUCCUUGGCUGCCUCCUGUUUGUUUCCGUCUUCGUUCUUCUGAUACCGGCCGCUUUCAGCCAUACGUUUCAAGCACGCGAUGGCGCGAAUGAAGCCAUGUUGACAAUGGGCAGAGCUUCAUCCUUUGUGGUUCUGUUUAUUUACAUCUUUUAUUUCAUACAUGAACUGCGAGAGCAACACAUCUCUGCGAUCCGACACCAAGAUGUGGCGGACCUAGAAGAUGGCAGAGCGAUAGUAUCACCUGACCCUCCAUCAUCGUCUCGGACCCGUCGUCUUGAGGACUCUCGUUUGGGUAUAUGGAAUGGCACCAACGAAGUCCGCUGUGCUACUGAUACCUUCGUCGAGCUCGAUAGCAUUGAUGAUUCCUCACGUUCCGCGUCCUCACGUGAGGAUAGAGAAUCAGAACGCGGAAGAAAAGAAAACAAGAUCGAACAAAGAGACAGCCGCGAGAGCUCUUGCGAUAGCUUAGAGUCGUUGAGCCGUCAGUCGCUUUGUCAUUCGACUGCGGAUCCUACUCACCUCAAUAGAAUCUCUCAGACUACUACCGGCGCUCAUCGAUGGUCUUUCUCAGAUAGAUUGCGCAUCUUUCAGACUAGUCGUUCGAAAGUCGCAACUCUUCGAGAUCGAGAAAAGAGCUCCCGGAGAUCCUUGGGACAAAAAGCGGUUUCCGUCAUCACCUUAAUCAUAAGCUCGGCCUUGAUGUCAAUGUCCACCGAGUUUCUCGUCGGAACCAUCGAUGACAUAACUCAUCAAGGCCAUCUGUCAGAGUCUUUUAUCGGCUUGAUAAUUCUGCCGGUCAUUGGAAACGUGGCAGAGUACGUCACUGUCGUGACGAUGGCGUCGAAAGAGAAACUAGACCUCGCCAUCGCGGUUGCAGCUGGGUCAGCCAUACAGAUCGCGCUUUGCGCAGCGCCCAUAACUAUCUUAGCAGGCUGGAUCAUGGACCGAGACGCAGCUUUUGAUUUCAGCUUGUUUGAAGCGGCUGCCCUCUUAGGCGCAGCCGCACUUUCCACACGGCUUCUGCUGAGCGAUGGGCGGAGCAACCUGAAGAUGCCAGGUAUCAAAGGAACACUCAUGUGUGCAUGUUAUGCAUUAAUCGGAGUUGGCUCAUUCCUUUUACCAGAUGUUGAGACAUAG